Messenger RNA from Cyprinus carpio (common carp), 3931 nucleotides. Its product is annotated as zinc finger MIZ domain-containing protein 2-like. Gene Ontology annotation, biological process: protein sumoylation; regulation of transcription by RNA polymerase II. Lineage: Eukaryota; Metazoa; Chordata; Actinopteri; Cypriniformes; Cyprinidae. The record is from RefSeq and is a predicted model, not a curated record. Gene Ontology annotation, molecular function: zinc ion binding; SUMO ligase activity. The transcript has 20 exons. The coding region runs from base 674 to 3394 and encodes 906 amino acids.
AGUCAGUCAGCUGGGGAGGGCGAUGAGGGGGUGAGUGACAAAAAAAAGAGAGAGAGAGAAAGAAAGCAAGCAAGAAAGAGAAAAACUGCCUCUCCUUCUUCCGACAGAGCACCUCCAUCCCCAUGAUCUCAUGAAUAAAUUAUAGCGACUCAUUGUGCAAUAGAGGGAGGAAUGCAGUCGAGCAGACUCGCGCGCGCAGGAGCAGAAGCAGCAGCAGCACAAGAGCAACCGCGACUCUUUGGAUUUACACAAAAACAUUUGGUUAAAACACACGAAUGCUAGGAGACAGCACGCUCAGGGCGUUUUAUUCCACAACACGUGGAUCAUAUACACAGAAAUCCGAGACAUUCACAAAUAAUAUGAUCCAGUUUUAGCGGUUUUAACGUACUCGCACGGCUUCCGAUAUCUGAGGUUGCGUUUUUAUCCACUCCAACCAAAGCGAGGGUCGAAAUAUAUCCCCAUCUUUUGUUUUUGAACGUUUCGAGGGGAUUUUCUUCCAAGGAGAGCCGAGCGCGGAAUCAAAUCCAGCCAAACAGAUCAACCUCGGGCAGCCGGAGUGGAAGAUUUUAGCUAACUUGGAUUGGGGGACAUUUAGAAAAUGCAGUGAGUUAGUUCAGACUGCCUGCUAGGUUGAGGAGAUUCGGGGUGUCACAUAGACCCCUAGGUUCCUCCGAUGAACCCCAUCAACUCCAUGAAACCUGCCCUGCCUCCAACGCCACACAGUGACGCCUCUUACCCAUAUGAUCCUGUCCCCUGGCAACAAGGCCCCAAUCAGCCUGCCGGCUCCCUCUCUGUGGUAACCACAGUGUGGGGGGUAACCAAUCCUUCACCCAGCCAGGUUUUUGGUGCUCCCAUGGGUCCAGGUGGAAACUCAGCCGGUGGUCACAUGAUGCCUGGCAACAGCCCGGGCAUGAACUCCCCUCAGUUUAUGAGCCAGCAGGGCUACCCCGAGCCCAACAAGGGCUUCAUGCAGCAGGGCAUGUACGGGCGGCCCAGCGGGGGAUACCCGUCCGGGCCUGGAUAUGGGGGCAGUUACCCAAAUAACGGAGGGGGUUCCCUCGGGAUGCCGCCCCAUGGAGUGCGCCCGCCCACUGACUUCACCCAAGCGGCUGCCGCAGCUGCUGUGGCCGCAGCCGCAGCCACAGCAACGGCCACCGCCACAGCAACUGUCGCCGCAAUACAGGAGAAGCAAAACCAGGAGAUGAACUACGGGCCUAUGGGUGGUGCUUCCUCUUACAACACCCAGUUCCUGUCGCACUCUGGACCCCGGGGCCCACCCGGCAUGGCCCCCUCUGGAAUGGUCGGCUCCAGACCUCCUUCAAUGGGUCCCAUGUACCCACAGCAGGGCCAGAGGUUGCCCCAGCAUCCCGUCUACCCGGGAGGCCAGCAGGGUCCUCCGCGCCACCAACAGGGCCUGAAACGCCCUUAUAACUCCGACGGAUUUCCGGGUCAGCAGUAUGGUCCUGGGAUGGGAGCUGGGGGCCCGUACCCAGGCCAGCCCAUGCAGUACCACGGCCCAGGGCCACAGCGGUCCGCUCCUUCCCCAUCUUACCCAACCCACCGAAUGCCCCUCCAGCAACCCAAUAUGGGCCAGUAUCCUGCAGGACCAGGAAACCCCAACCAGUACUACAAGCAGGCGGACCAGUUUAACGGACAGGGCAACAGCCACAACAGUCUGCCCUCAGGAGUGACAGGAGCCGGGUACAACACCUUCAACCAGGCCGCUGUCAAUGGGCCCGGACGUGCAAUGCCAGGAUACCCCAGCUCUCCUCUCCCAGGAAACCCCACUCCUCCCAUGACCCCUGGCAGUUCGAUGCCCCCAUAUAUGUCCCCCGGCCAAGAUGUCAAGUCGCCCUUCCUCCAUGACGUCAAGCCCAACAUUAACUCUCUGCAGCCCCCUACAGGAAACCCCAGUGAUGACCUGCGUCUGACCUUCCCUGUACGGGACGGGGUGGUGUUGGAGCCUUUUAGAUUGGAGCACAACCUGGCUGUCAGCAACCACGUCUUCCAGCUGCGAGACUCCGUGUAUAAGACCCUUAUGAUGAGGCCUGACCUGGAGCUGCAGUUUAAGUGCUAUCACCAUGAAGACCGGCAGAUGAACACCAACUGGCCGGCAUCGGUACAGGUGAGCGUCAACGCCACGCCUCUCACCAUCGAGCGCGGGGACAACAAGACUUCCCACAAACCCCUUUACCUGAAGCAUGUGUGCCAGCCGGGACGCAACACCAUCCAGAUAACGGUCACGGCCUGCUGCUGUUCUCAUCUUUUCGUGCUGCAGCUGGUUCACAGGCCAUCUGUGCGCUCCGUGCUUCAGGGUCUGAUGAAGAAGAGGCUCCUGCCAGCGGAUCAUUGUGUCGCUAAAAUUAAGAGGAACUUCAGUAGCGGUACCAUCCCAGGAACUCCCGGCCUUAAUGGCGAGGAUGGCGUGGAACAGACAGCCAUCAAGGUGUCGCUCAAGUGUCCGAUCACCUUCCGACGCAUCCAGCUUCCUGCCAGGGGCCACGACUGCAGACAUAUACAGUGCUUCGACCUGGAAUCAUACCUGCAGCUGAACUGUGAGAGAGGUACUUGGCGUUGUCCUGUGUGCAAUAAAACAGCCCUUCUGGAGGGGCUAGAAGUGGACCAGUACAUGUUGGGCAUUCUGAUCUACAUCCAGAAUUCGGACUAUGAGGAGAUCACCAUUGAUCCGGUGUGCAGCUGGAAGCCGGUCCCAGUGAAACCAGACCUGCAUAUUAAAGAGGACCCAGACGGCCCUGCCCUGAAACGCUGUCGCACCUUGAGCCCUAGUCAUAUGAUCUUGCCCAGCGUCAUGGAGAUGAUUGCAGCUUUAGGGCCAGCCUCCUCGCCCUAUCAGUCUAUGCCACAAGGUGGCAGCAGCAACACCCCUGAUUAUCCCAGCCAAGGUGGCUCAGGAUACUCUAACCAACCAGGCUUCUCUGAUUUCCCCAAUGCCCCUGGCACACCGACCCUGGGGGAGUUUGCCUCUGGGCCGCCCCCUCUCUCCUACCAGUCUGACCUGCCGAGUGGCCUCCUUACCCCUGAAAAACCUGUGGGACACCCGAUGUCAGGACAGAUGCCUCACUCUAGUCGCAUGGACCCUUCCCACAAUCCCCUUCAACAGCAGCAGCAACAGCAGCAUCAAUCUCUCCAUGGUAACUCCAACAUGGUUGGCCCUGGUGGACCCAUGCACUCCCGCAACUCCUCCCAGAAUCCCCGGAUGCACACAGACAGCUUUGGGCUGGGGGGCCCCGGGGGACCGGGCGAUGUUUCAGAGCCGGCCCUUGAUCUUCUCCCAGAGCUGACAAACCCAGAUGAGUUGCUGUCCUAUUUGGGUCCCCCUGACCUUCCCAACAACAGUAACGAUGACCUGCUCGCUCUGUUUGAGAGCAACUGAGCCCCCCGUCCUGCUCAUUCAUCAGUCGCACAUCGCCGUCCAACACACAGCCUCCCUAACCCCUCACACUCCCGGCUCGUUGAGAGGAGCUUUGGAAAGCAUAACAGAUAUCCGAUUACGUCUUUGCACUGUUUCCUCCUGAGACUGGAAUGCAGUGACUGAUAGGAAGGUGCAACGAAGAUCUUUCUUUUUUUUUUUCUUCCUCCUGUGACAAUGUUACUGUUCGUCUGCUUCUAUGAACUCUGUCGAGAUUUUAUUGUGAAUUUCAGUUUGAAAGAGUUCCCACUCUUCUCUUGAAUCGUUUGUAGAAAGAUGCCUCAUCUCACAUCAGACUCGUGUGGUUAAAUGACAUUGUGUGGGGUGGGUCACUGUUCGUUUUUUUCAUUGCAGCUCCUGUUUUAAAUCUAAAUUAGAUAAGGAUUUCACUUCAGUGCUACACUUCAGAAAUAACACGGGGAAAGCCAAAGGGUCUCUGUUGUAACUUGAGAAAAACAAACGGAUGAACGUAAUUCUCUUAAUAAACAGGCUUGUGUUUUA